This is a messenger RNA of Triticum turgidum subsp. durum (durum wheat), 471 nucleotides long. Lineage: Eukaryota; Viridiplantae; Streptophyta; Magnoliopsida; Poales; Poaceae. The record is from the annotation of a GenBank genome assembly.
AUGGAUCCGGCGCGCCGCUCCCGCCUCCCUACCCACCUCCUGCUGGUGGCCGUGACGUUACUCGCGGCCCUGGCCGCGCGAUCCGGCGCCGAGGUCAUCACCCUCACCGAAGAGACCUUCUCCGACAAGAUAAAGGAGAAGGACACAGUGUGGUUUGUGCAAUUCUGCGUCCCUUGGUGUAAGCACUGCAAGAGCCUAGGAACUCUUUGGGAGGACCUUGGGAAGGUUAUUGAAGGUACGGAUGAAAUUGAGAUCGGAAAAGUUGAUUGCGGUGCAAGCAAACCAGUCUGCUCAAAGGUGGACAUUCAUUCAUACCCAACAUUCAAGGUGUUCUAUGAUGGCGAAGAAGUUGCAAAAUAUAAAGGGCCUAGGGACGUGGAGGCUCUCAAGACCUUUGUGUUGAAGGAAGCUGAGAAAGCAGGAGAGAGGGGUACUAUACAUCAGCUUUUCAAAACUUUGUCACCAAGGUGA